UCCACUCUGCUUCUCUUAUCCAGAUCGCCAUUCCUCAUCUCAUCCUAUCUAGCGCUGGUUCUCUUCCUCCUCUCCAUCCAACCCAGCCAGAACAACCGCACGUGCGCGGGCCCGUGAUGGUUGGGCCAGAGCCAGGGCAGCACAUGGCGAAGAACCUGAGGACGCCAUGGCUGGCGCCUUGGAGCUCCCCUACCCUGCCGUCGGCCUAAUCUGGUCGUCCGCCCCAGUCACCGGCCCCGUGCUUCUGAUCUGGCCAAAUCGACAUGCCGCGCCCUCGCAUGCAUCGACCUAGCAGCACGCUCCUUUCUCCUUCCUCUCUCCCUUCCCUGCUUCUCAGUUCUUUCUCUUUUCCUUGGCCAUGCAGGGAGCACCCGCAGGGAGCCUCGCCGUUGCUGCCAUCACCCGGACAUGUCGCGCCGCCGUCUCCUCCGACCCGGACAUGUCGCGCCGCCACCUCCUCCGAGUUCGCCGGCCGCUGGCGCUCGUCCUCCCCUGCAACCCCUGCCUCGCCAUGCGUGAGGACAAUGAUGUCAGCAUGCCUCCAUCGACCGUCCCGGGCCGUCCUUCUCGCCUCGCUCGCGUGGGCCGCACUGCGCGCGGGCAAGCCGGCCCUUGCCGGUGGAAGUGUCGGGUGCCGCUCGGGCUAGAGUUUAUUUAUUCCUUUGCUCCCUCACUUGCGGGAUUAAUUCCUUUGUUUGGAGAGGCGACAUCGAGGAAGAGGCCGGGGUUGCGGAGGACAACGACGCAGCUUGGCUGGGGCCUCGGGGUGGCGCGCGGAGAUGCGCGAUGGGCGCUGCUGGUGGUCGCCGGCGACGGCGGGUGGAGAAGGAAAAAAUAGAAAAAAAGUCGUUCUAUGCAGGACCAAGCCCAGCAACGAAACUAACGAAUCUAGGAGUUAGGUAAACGAUUUUCGUACGAUGUAACGAAGAACAAACCGCGGCGGAGCAAUAAUACCACCUCGGAUGUAGAAAAUAAUGUAGGUGAAAAAAAAAUUGAAAGCGUAAAUUCAUAGGAAGAAACAUAUUAUGACGGUGAA
Messenger RNA from Triticum aestivum (bread wheat), 1036 nucleotides. RefSeq lists its product as uncharacterized. The record is from RefSeq and is a predicted model, not a curated record. NCBI's taxonomy places the organism in Eukaryota, Viridiplantae, Streptophyta, Magnoliopsida, Poales, Poaceae. Bases 359 to 838 code for a protein of 159 amino acids. The transcript is spliced from 2 exons.